ACCGCCAGGUCACCUGACAGGAUCGCUAAAAGGCUGCUGGGAGAACUGCCAUUCCGUUUGAGGCGAUAGAGGCGAAAAAAGGUUGACAUUCUGCAGAAUUUGUCGAAUUUCUUGGCGGACUUGUAGAGUUUAAAGCCGUGUUACACGCUCUUCUGGCACAAUGGCGUUGAAAAGAAUCAAGAAGGAGCUGCAGGACCUGGGACGGGACCCACCAGCACAGUGCUCAGCCGGCCCAGUCGGAGAUGAUCUGUUCCACUGGCAAGCCACCAUCAUGGGGCCGCCGGACAGCCCGUAUCAGGGAGGGGUUUUCUUCCUAACCAUCCACUUCCCAACAGACUACCCAUUCAAGCCGCCUAAAGUGGCCUUUACAACCCGAAUCUAUCAUCCCAACAUCAACUCCAACGGCUCUAUCUGCCUGGAUAUCUUGCGUAGUCAGUGGUCUCCAGCGCUCACAAUCUCCAAGGUCCUGUUGUCCAUCUGUUCCCUGCUAUGUGACCCUAACCCAGACGACCCCCUUGUGCCGGAGAUAGCGCGGAUCUACAAGAUGGACAAACCACGGUAUAACGAUCUCGCAAAGGAAUGGACCAAGAAGUACGCCAUGUGACGCCGGUAUCUUGUACUACAGGAAAUAAAAGAGAAAAGGGAGAGAAAAGGACACAAAAAUACCUGGCAGGGUGUGUGGAAUCACAUUAUUGACUGAGAACUUAAGUCCUGAUCAGACAUUUAAAGUUAUGUAGGUGCAAAAAUUGAAAAUGUUUCCUUUGAUUUUGUAGUUACAUUUCCAAUAUGGUCUUAAAUAAACUCCUUUGAGAUAACUAGCACCAACUUCAGUGUGUUCUGGAUUGGUUCGAUAUGUAUAUUGACCUUGUUUUAUAUUGAGGGGGGAUCCAAAAGCUUAUAUUGGAAGAAGACUGUACUAACUUUCAUAGUCAUCUUAAAAACUUCUGCCAGUCUGAUGUCACAUACCUUUGUCAGUAUGGAAAAAGCAAGCUGCAGUUUACACAUACUUGCAACUGUAAAGGAGCAUAUUUAGAAGUUUCAAUUAUCGAUAGUGUAAAUGUGAUAGAAAUGGUAGAAAAAGCUAGGCCAAAGUCCAAACCAGACUUCUGUUUGUGAGGUUCAUGCCUGUGGGCAUCUCUCAGGGGAAGAAUGGACCUUGACAAAUGAGUUUCCAAUGGGAACUUUCUGUGAAUAUAACAUACCAACUAUCUCAAGUUUACAAAAUUUAUCGUGUACAACAACAAGGACUUUUAGUACCAACACUUGAAGACAGAGCAGCUGAUUUGAUGUGUUUGAGUAUAUCACUUAUAGUAAAGACAAUUCUGUGGUAGGAUCAGUAACAAGGAAAGUCAUACAAUGAACAAUGCCCUAUUCUGCGAAUUACUACUGUGCUUGAUAAUCAGUUCAUUUUGAUAAAGGCUUUGUGAGUUAUCAACUACAUUAGUAUUUCAUCAUAACACAUUUGAUGACACAAUCAUCAUAUUUAUCAUAGCAGACAGUUAAAAUAGUUAAAACAUUAUAUCACCUUAGGUUUUACAUAAUACAUGUUACCAACAAAAGUUGAACUUCUCAUUGUCAAUUUUAUACCAGUUUCAAGAGAUUCUCAUUAAGGGGCAUUGUCCUGUCAGUUCUGAGGGCACAAAUGUUUGAAUAUGUUGAUGAAUUUUGUCAUCAAAUGAUAUUGAUUUUUCUUGCUACCUGUAACACUUCCUGAGCUCAAAGCUUUAGCAAAUAAUUACUGAUCUUUUGUUGUUUAGUUUUGAGCUUGUUGAUUUUAUAUGCAAUUCAUCAUUUAUAUCCCCUCCUUCAUUUACAAAUAUAUUAAGAUAUGUACUGAUCUGCCAUUCUGUUAUAAUUGUAUUGGCUGCUCCAUGCCAUCUACCUCUGUACUAUAAUCAACCAUGUUUUAAGACUAAAUGUGCCACAAUUGUUCUCAGAAACCUAGCAGCUACUAGUCAUUUUGUCUAAAGCCGAUACAGUGUUGUCAAUACACAGAAACAAUGGAAUACUGUAUUGCAGAAUAGAGUCUAUCACUGUUAUGAAUUCUUUAGUUCAGAUUCUGUACAUGGGGAUUUUUUUUAUUGGAAUUGUAAAAUACACUCAAACAAAAUACGCUCACACAAAAUACACUUCUCUGCACUUUGUAGAAAAUGCCCAUGUAAUCAGCCUCAGAAUCACAGUAAACUGCCCUGAUAUUUUAGCAAGUGUAAGAAAUUGGUUACAAAAGUUCUUGAAGUACAUCUUUGGUGCAUGUCUGUGUAAAGCAAAUUGUGAUUAUAAGUUUUCUUUUUAUAUGCCAAUGUUGAGAAGUACAUGUAAUUAGCAAUACCAACAUAACCCCACUUACUCCAAACAAGAAUGUCCAAAAUAAGGAAAUGCAUUAUCUUGGCACGAUGGGUGGACUUUGCAAUCACAAUUUCCAUUCCGGAGUGUUAAUAUUGAUAGCAAGAAACCGUAUUGAUCAAAUCUUGGCUUUUUAUACCAUUUUGUGUGCAGGACCAAUGUAUGUGUCAAUGCAUGUUUGCAACUUUCCAAAAAAAAUAGGGAUGCUUUUCUUGAGUUUGGUGAAGAAAAACCCAAGGGAAGCUGGCCACUGGUGUCAAAAACAGAUGUUGUAAUGUUUGGAUUAGGUGUUUAUUAUGUUGUGCCAGCUGUAACAUACUAUAUCUACCCUUGUACAGACAACAGGGAUUGAAGAGAAGAUCCCUGCUAUGGUAGAACAGAGGGUUUCCAGUGGUCAGCUCCUUGUGUGUAGAAUUGGCUGUGGCUGUCCUGAUGACCUUCCCUGCACUUGUUCUCUCCUGUUCCUACAACCUUCUUGUGCUCCUGCCAAGUCAUGUAAACCUUAUCUAUGUCUGGCAGUAUUAAGUAGACUAUUAGAGGUACUCCUUAUGAUAUAUGCUCUGUAAUAAGUACUCAUUUUGUUAAUAAACUUGUUGAGAA
Branchiostoma belcheri (Belcher's lancelet) is the source of this 2943-nucleotide messenger RNA. Its product is annotated as ubiquitin-conjugating enzyme E2-17 kDa. Bases 161 to 604 code for a protein of 147 amino acids. Gene Ontology annotation, biological process: ubiquitin-dependent protein catabolic process; protein polyubiquitination. Lineage: Eukaryota; Metazoa; Chordata; Leptocardii; Amphioxiformes; Branchiostomatidae. The transcript is spliced from 2 exons. Gene Ontology annotation, cellular component: nucleus. Gene Ontology annotation, molecular function: ubiquitin conjugating enzyme activity. The record is from RefSeq and is a predicted model, not a curated record.